Molecule: messenger RNA, 912 nt
Organism: Zophobas morio
Lineage: Eukaryota; Metazoa; Arthropoda; Insecta; Coleoptera; Tenebrionidae
Product: ER membrane protein complex subunit 2-like
Exons: 8
Coding region: 58-897 (279 amino acids)
Biological process (GO): protein folding in endoplasmic reticulum
Cellular component (GO): EMC complex
Molecular function (GO): protein binding
Source: RefSeq, a predicted model, not a curated record
GCCUGCGCUCUUCUUUACCGUUGACCUAAAGUUAAUUACAUAUGCAGAUAAUUUAGUAUGCCUGCGAUAAAAUCAAUGAAAGAGAGCAGUCGGUUGUUACUCGAAUGGAUGCGCCUUAACAUUAGACGUAGUGAGGAAGUCUGUGAACUUGCGGAGCCCCUUUUACUCAACAUACCAAAAUGUUUUGGCAAUAAAGUUUGGCUAAUUUACGAAUACGUUUAUAUUGCCGCGAUUGAUUGCAAUCAUCAACGACUUAUCAAGAUUUGCUGGGAGGAGUUAAACAAAAAAUUUUCCAAUUCCUCGAGGGUUCUAAUAUUAAAGGGUUUUAAGUUUGAGAUGUUCGGAGAAUAUGAAGAAGCUAUUCAACUUUACGAUCAAGUAUUAAAAGAUGAUGAAUCUAACGAGCGAGCUUUAAAAAGAAAAAUAGCUAUUUAUAAAGCACAAGGCAAUAACUGCAAAGCAGUCGAAGGACUGGUUGAAUACCUGGAUACUUACCAGACGGACUACGAGGCCUGGCUGCAAUUAGCCCAGCUGUAUAUCCAGCAGCUCAGAUUCGACUUUGCGGCCUUUUGCCUUGAGGAAGUCAUCGCCGGAGCCCCUUAUUACGAUGGCUACUUCGUUUACUACGGAGAGAUCCUCUACGCCCAGACAAGAACCAAUGAAUAUACCGGAAAAGCUGAGGAAAAGCUUAUAUUGGCCAAGAAAUACUUUCUUAAGGCACUGGAAAUGAAUCCCAGCAACUUAAGAGCGCUGUAUGGGGUUUUAAUGGUUGUCGCAAACUUAAACUCUCUUGGCAUUUGCACCGAAGGGAUGCAAGAUUUCGUCAAACACAAAUUCAGUGCAGUAUACCAGAAAUCAGAGCUACUGCCUUAUCUUAGCGGGCUUCUCUCAUUUUAAAAAACUAGAACUUAA